AUGAGUGUAGACUCUCUAGAUCUGGAUACAGAUAUUUCGCGUUCGUCAUCUGCAGGGCGAUACAGAUCGCCCUCCCCAGGCUCACCCAGCAGGAAGCGCGCGAGGCUCGAGGACGAAGACUCGGAGGUCAUCCAGGAACUCCAGCCCCGCGUCCCAUACGAAGGCGAGGUCGUGCAGGACGACAUGUUCUACCUGUCCGACGGAAGUUGCAUACUCCGCGUAGAGAACACGCUCUUCAAUGUGCAUCGAACGAUUUUGACCAGGGACUGUUCGUCCUUCAGCGCGAUGUUCGACAUGCCUGUGCCGCAGGAUGGCCGCUCCGAGACGGAAGGAUCGUCUGACUACAACCCGAUCAUACUAACUGGGGACACGGUCGCGGAAUUCAAGAACUUUCUAUGGGCUCUUUAUGCACUACCAAAUGAGCUCAUGACCGUCUUCUCCCCCUCCGCCGACCUUAACCAGAUGAUGGACAUCGCGCACGUUGCGAACAAGUACUCCUUCCGCUCGGUCGAGACAUGGGCGCUCGACGCUUUGAACGAAUACGUGAACCGGAAGCCGACACCGAUCUUCUGCUACCCGCCAUUCGUGAGCGCGAAGGAUGUCGCCGCAAGCGGCGUGCGCAUCGCGCGGCUCGUGCGGCUCGCGCAGACGUGCAGUCACACGCGACUGCUCACUGCGCUCGUCGUGCUGCUCAAGCAGCGCAUGAACGUGCAGAUCCAGUACGCAUUCCUCGCCAUGACCCUCGCGGACGACCUCGGCCUCCGUGCGCUCCGUGGCGUCGCGUACAUGGAAGUGCUCCAGCACGGCAUGAAGAUGGUCAUGGACGGCCCACGUCAGGCACCUGCACCCGACAAGGCGCAGGAGGGCACGGAUGGAGAUGAACUUCUGGUAGUCUCGCCGAACCAGCGGCUGCGCCUCCUCUCGGGGUUCCACCGUCUCGCGCAGACGUGGGAGACCUUCCGCCUGCAGCCGCUGCAGUUCGAGCACGCGCCGACGUGCGGCGCGACCUGGCAUCAGCACGGGUGCACGCAGAGUUGGCUCGAAUUCUGGAAGGAGAAGUCUAAGAGCGACUCCGUACUCGCGCUCGGCCUGGCAGACGUGCAGGGCCGCAUGAGGGCAAUGGUGAAGGAGUUUGAGCGCUGGGGCUCUGCGACGUACAUGCAUCAUGAUUGCAGGAUGACUGCGAAGAAGGUGAUGCAGGAGAAGAUCAAGGCUCUCGAGGAGGCUCUACCUGAUUUCUUUGUGGACUAA
Messenger RNA from Sparassis crispa, 1251 nucleotides. RefSeq lists its product as hypothetical. The coding region runs from base 1 to 1251 and encodes 416 amino acids. The record is from RefSeq and is a predicted model, not a curated record. NCBI's taxonomy places the organism in Eukaryota, Fungi, Basidiomycota, Agaricomycetes, Polyporales, Sparassidaceae. The transcript is spliced from 3 exons.